GUGCCUUUUGCCUUAAUUUAAUUCCAAUCAAAUAAACCCUAACAGCAUCAUCGAAAUCAUUCCUUCUUUCUCCAAUAAACCCUGAAAAAUGGCAACCUUAAAAGAGAUCCUAACACGGCGACCAGUAGCAGCAACAAUCCGUCUAACCGUCCCAGCCGGUGGUGCACGGCCAGCACCGCCAGUGGGUCCGGCACUAGGUCAAUACCGGCUAAAUCUAAUGGCAUUCUGCAAGGACUUUAAUGCACGAACUCAAAAAUACAAACCAGACACACCAAUGGCCGUUACAAUAACGGCAUUUAAAGACAACACCUUUGAAUUCACCGUGAAGUCGCCGUCAGUGACGUGGUACUUAAAGAAAGCAGCGGGAAUCGAAUCGGGUAGUAGCCGACCGGGACAUGUGGUGGCAUCGACAGUGACAUUGAAACAUGUAUAUGAGAUAGCGAAGGUGAAACAAUCAGAUCCUUAUUGUCAAUAUAUGUCACUUGAAUCUAUUUCCAAAUCUGUUAUCGGUACUGCUAAUGCUAUGGGUAUCAAGGUUGUUAAGGAUUUAGACUAGUGAAUAAAUAAAAAAACAGUCUUAGGGUUUUCAAAGAGGUAAUGUUUUUGGGUUUUGGUUGAAUGUUGUACUGGAUUUUGAUGGUUUUGGUUUCAAUGCUAAACUAUGCUAAGAAAGGGAGCUGUUUUAUGCAUAACUGAUGGAGGUUUUGUUGUUAAUUAGUGCAACAUUUUGUUUUGGUGAAUAAAGUUCAGUGCAGUUGCUGGAAA
Ricinus communis (castor bean) is the source of this 765-nucleotide messenger RNA. RefSeq names its product 54S ribosomal protein L19, mitochondrial. Gene Ontology annotation, biological process: translation. The transcript has a single exon. The coding region runs from base 89 to 556 and encodes 155 amino acids. Gene Ontology annotation, molecular function: large ribosomal subunit rRNA binding; structural constituent of ribosome. The record is from RefSeq and is a predicted model, not a curated record. NCBI's taxonomy places the organism in Eukaryota, Viridiplantae, Streptophyta, Magnoliopsida, Malpighiales, Euphorbiaceae. Gene Ontology annotation, cellular component: large ribosomal subunit; ribosome.